GACUCGUUGGUGAACCAUGGCUCAGCCGCAAGCGCAGAAGCAGCCCAGUUGGUGGCAGAGGAUCUUUACCACUGCUCCAAGGGGACAGUAUGCUGUGGAUGAAAAGCAGCAGAAUGUGAAGGAGAAGGAGUUCAUCAUCAUGAGAUGGAAUCUCUUGUUCUUGGUGUUUGAUUUCAUCAUCAUUCCCCUCCCACUGUGGAUCGACAUCUUUUGCCCCAUUUUUGCCGCCAUCUAUGGCCUCUUUGUCGGAUGGCUGGGAGCAUUCCUAUUGACAGUUUGUGCUUUGCGUUCUCUGCAGGCCAACUUUCUUAUGAAGAGGGUGGUGGAUGAGACUUGGGAGGACAAGAUCCCCAGAAACACGGAAGAGGAGAGGCGUUUGGCAGACAACCUGCAACACCUGGUGAUGAUGUGCGGCUACAAGGAGCCAAUGGAAGUGAUCUGCCAAUCCAUCGAUUCGCUCGCAGCCCAGACGGCGGCUCACCGCCUGAUUGUGGUGAUUGGCUUGGAGGAGGGGACCCCUGAUGUGGCUGAGAAAGCUGCAAGGUUGAAAGAGCGCUAUGCCAGAUCCUUCAAGCGAUUCCAUGUGACCAAGCAUCCCAAGCAGUGGGCUGGAGGUCGCGAGAUCCGAGGCAAAUGCUCAAAUGCCAACUACACCAUGCGUGCUGCGGUCACCCGCUUGGAAGAGUACGGUGACUUAGAUCUCAGUUGCACCACAGCCACGAGUUGUGACACGGACUCUAUCUUUGCACCACGCUACUUUGAGAACCUGGGGUACCAGUUCCUUACCUCCCCAAAAGCCAAAGAGGUUGUUUGGCAGGCGCCGCUCUACUACAAUCACUUCUUGAAUGAGCGGCCCUUCUAUGUUCGUGCUAUUGGCAUCAUGCGUGCUGCUUACAUGUUGGGAUUCUUGAUCCCUUUCAACAUCAACACCAUGUCCAUCUUCAGCUUUUCUCUGGAUCUCUGCAUCAAGGGCGAGUUCUUCCAUGCGCACUAUCAGAUGGAUGACAUCAUCUACACCCUGACCUGCAUGCAAGCCCUGCAGAAGCGAGUUGAGAUCCUCAUGAUUCCUAUGCCUGUGAUUUCUGGUCCAACCUCAGGCACGAGCCAAUGGGAAGAGUUCAGCGAAUGGUUCCGACAGAGUGAACGUUGGACCAUUGGUGCUUGCGAGGUUUUCCACUACUUUGUAGUGAAGCGAAGGCGUUACAACUGCUCUGCAGCCUUGUCUUACGGCACUUGGUUUGUGAUCUACUAUGGUUUCAUUUUGUGCUCCCUGACGCUUACUGGACUUGCAGGCUUCAUCAACUACGCCUUAAUCAAUGCCAAACACGACACCAUUGAUCGGCCAAAUGACUGGCCAGCUGCCUUUGGAUGAUGCAGCCAACACUGGCGUGAUGAUUGCCGGCUUUUCCAGCCUUGCUUGGACCUACCUAGUCUUCUUGAUUUUCUUCUACCUUGACCGUGAAGGGUGCAAACUCAUUUACCACUUGAAGAUGAAGCCGCAGGGUGCUGAGGAUACCAGCUUUUGCCAGAACCUCAAAGACUGGAUUCUGAUGUGGCCCAGUUUGGUUAUGUAUUCCAUGGUCAGCUACUGGGCUAUCCUGAAAGUGGCUGUCUAUGGCAAGAAGGUGUGCGGCCAUGAUCCUUCCAGCAAGGAAGGCCUCAAGGCUGGGCAAGGCAUGACAUCGGAAGAGUCUGCUGAAGUCUCAACGGCGAUCGACAGCGCAGACAUUUCUGAAGCUGGCCGUGCCUGAAAGGGAGCGAUGCCUCUCUGACGGCAAUUGAGAUUCUCACAGAUGCUCUAAGACCUCUUAAGAAAGAGGCUACUCACAUUGGUUCACCAAGCUGUCAGUCAGCUGCUCUAUGAAAAUUGUUUUCGCAAGCUUUCGCCUUUGUAUAGCAGCCAAAGGGCGUGCCUAGGAAAUUCAGUGACCCGUGUGACGCGACGAGUGCGUCUAAGCUCACCCCAAACAUGUAAAGGCUGGGGAUAGGCGGCACGGAUUCCAACAUUCAAUGCAUUCGGUUG
Molecule: messenger RNA, 2023 nt
Organism: Cladocopium goreaui
Lineage: Eukaryota; Dinophyceae; Suessiales; Symbiodiniaceae
Source: the annotation of a GenBank genome assembly